AACCCGGCCGCUCAUGCAUCACAGAACCUUAUCCUGUUCGCUCCUGACCUUCGUUAAAACCUCACCCGCUGCUCUCCCGCUGCGAUGGCAGCGCGCCAUGGCCAUGGCGCCCCUCUUCGUUCCUCCUCCUCAUCUCCUCUUCCUCCUCCCAGCCACCACCUCAUCAUCCCCCGCUGCUUCCCUCAGGCGACUCCUCCUCCCGCCGCUCUCGUGCCACGCGCGCCAGGUGCUCGACGUAAUGCCCCAGGGAGACCGCGUCGCCGGCCCGAGAGCCGCCGAGGGAGCUGGCGCUAAAGGCGCGACGGCGCAGGUCGGCGUGGCCACACGGGAGGCCGGCACGGCGGGGCGGCAUGGGCGGGGCCGUCAUGGCGGCGGCGCGAGGCCGUGGAGGAGAGGGGAGGACAGGCCCGCGCGCGGAGGACAACAUGCCGCCGACGACGGGGAGGUUCAGGGAACGAGGAGGGGUGGGGAUCUCAAACAACGCAGGGAGGGCAGGCGCUGGACGAGAGGCGAAACGCAAGCGCGGGAAUCUGGAAAGGCUGGAAAUUCGGGGAGAUGCCAGAGUAACGGUAGUGGUGGCAAUGCCAGCAGGAAGGGGAAGAAGAAAGCCAAGGGUGGUGAGAACGAAGUCAAGCUGAGAGUCGAGCUGGACAUGUGCUCGAAGAGGGGAGACGUGAUUGGAGCCAUCAACCUGUAUGAUUCUGCGGUGAAGGAAGGGAUCAAAAUGGGGCAGCAUCACUACAGCGUGCUCCUUUACCUGUGUUCUUCUGCGGCGCUUGGGUUUGUGCAACCGGCGAAAAGUGGCAAUGCCGGUAGUGGGAUUGCUAGUAUUGGGCAGUUACAUUCAUCGUCUACUCAAAGCGUGGGAAAUUUGGAGGGAGACGAUGUACAAUCUGAAGGCCACUCUGAAGAUCAGGAGGGAAACAAGACCGAUUUGUUUGCUUCGGAUGAUGGGACGGAGAAACCGAGUCGAAUUCCAGUGAGUGAUGAGCUGAGGGAGUAUGCAAGAACUCGAGGGUUUGAGAUAUUUGAGAAGAUGCGCUCGGAGGAAGAGAAAGUUCCCAUGAAUGAGUCUGCUCUGACUGCAGUGGCUCGUAUGGCGAUGUCCAUGGGCAACGGUGACAUGGCCUUUGAUGUUGUGAAGCAAAUGAAGGAUCAAGGUAUUGCGCCAAAGUUGCGGUCAUAUGGUCCUGCUUUGACGGCAUUCUGCAAUAGCGGCAAUGUUGAGAAAGCAUUUGAGGUGGAAGCACAUAUGUUGGAGUCUGGUGUCAGACCUGAAGAGCCUGAGUUGGAGACACUUCUCAAGGCUAGUGUGGCCGCACAACAAGGAGACAAGGUUUAUUAUUUGUUGCAUAAGUUCAGGACUACUGUCAGACAAGCAUCUUCAACCACAGCUAAACUACUUGAGGAUUGGUUUCAGAGCCCAACAGCAUCUAAAGUGGGGAAGAGAAAAUGGGAUUCAGGUGCUAUAACAAAAGCUAUUGAGAACAAUGGUGGGGGUUGGCAUGGGUUAGGAUGGUUAGGAAGGGGGAAAUGGACCAUAUCACACUCGCACAUCGACAGGAAUGGUGCAUGCCUUGCUUGUGGAGAAAAAUUGACUAUUAUAGAUCUUGAUCCAAAAGAAACAGAAGAUUUUGCCACAUUGGUGGCAAAAUUAGCUAUCAAAAGAGAGAGGAGAUCAAACUUUGAUAACUUUCAGAAAUGGUUGGAAAAGCAUGGCCCUUUUGAUGCAGUUGUGGAUGGUGCCAACGUUGGCCUUUUUAGCCAUAAGCAUAUUUCCUUGAGUAAGAUUAAUAUUGUUGCUGAUGUUAUACGGCAAAGAUUUCAAUCAAGAAAGCUCCCUUUGAUAGUUGUGCAUAACCGACAUCUCACUGGAGAGCGCAUGCAAAAGCCUUCUAAUCGUAAGUUGGUGGAAAAGUGGAAGCUUUCUAAUGCUAUUUAUGCAACCCCUACUGGCUCAAAUGAUGAUUGUUCAGGUACUGGUUGUAUGCUGCUAUCAGAUGCAAAUGCUUGAUGGUUACCAAUGAUGAAAUGAGAGACCACACAUUUCAGCUCUUGGAAAGAGAUUUCUUCCCCAAAUGGAAGGAAAGGCAUCAGGUACGCUUCAAUUUUGAGGACAGUUGUGUUACACUUCAAAUGCCUCCUCCUUGCUCAGUUGUAAUUCAGGAAUCUGAGAAUGGUCAGUGGCAUAUCCCUGUUGUCUCUGAGGAAGGUUCACUAGAGAAGGACCGGACCUGGUUAUGUGUCACGCGGCGCAACUGAGAGCCAGAUUACAAUGAAGCUCAAGUUGAUCUAGAAACACAAUGUGAAUAAAUCACUACAACAUGGUUUGACAUUACUGUAGGGACAAAGUUGACCAUUCUUUUCUGCUCAGGAUCAAGAACUGACCGUACCUUGUCAAGGUGCCGUUACAUACCAACAAUUCUUUCAUGCUUGGAGUUCCUUCUUCUGUUAAACUGGCCUGUUUCAGGUGUUCAGUAGCCAGAAUAGGUGAAUAACACGUGCAGAAAAAUAGGCCUGACUGCUCAACAUUCAGCUACUAUAUAUGGCUAUACAAAUAUGCAUUUGGUCUUCCGGUCCUUUGCGUUAUAUCCAAUUUAAUCAUUCAAUAAGGCAUUGUGUGUACUGUUAUGUGCAUGAAGUUAGAACUCUGAACUUGUACCUUUUUUACACUCUACCCUGAACAAGUGAACAUUGAACACCGGGUUUUGAAAACCUCCAGAGGCAUUGGCGGCUCUGGGUUGUUCUCACU
Molecule: messenger RNA, 2752 nt
Organism: Oryza sativa Japonica Group (Japanese rice)
Lineage: Eukaryota; Viridiplantae; Streptophyta; Magnoliopsida; Poales; Poaceae
Product: proteinaceous RNase P 1, chloroplastic/mitochondrial
Biological process (GO): tRNA 5'-leader removal
Molecular function (GO): ribonuclease P activity; protein binding
Source: RefSeq, a predicted model, not a curated record